Rotaria sp. Silwood1 is the source of this 933-nucleotide messenger RNA. NCBI's taxonomy places the organism in Eukaryota, Metazoa, Rotifera, Eurotatoria, Philodinida, Philodinidae. The record is from the annotation of a GenBank genome assembly.
AUGAGUUUUUUUGCAAGAUCAUUCACACAAAUUAUAGGACAUUCAAGAAGAACAACCAGCUCUAUCUUGAAACCGUCUUAUUAUAAAUUAUUAAAUUUUCGUUCAAUUUCUACAGGACAAUCUCAACAAAGUGAGGAAAAACAACAACAAAAUAAAUAUGAAUAUUUAUUAGUCAAUAUCAAAGGAAAAAAUUCAAAUGUAGCACUUGUUCAACUUAAUCGACCUAAAACAUUUAAUUGUUUAUGUAAUGGUCUCAUGAAAGAAUUAGCUACAGUAUUACAGUCACUGGAUCAGGAUGAAAAGAUCGGUUGUAUUGUUCUUACUGGUAGUACACGUGCAUUUGCUGCUGGUGCUGAUAUCAAAGAAAUGGAAAAUCAAACAUUGACACAAGUUCUUAAGUCAGAUUUCCCUAAUCAAUUAUCAGCAGCAUCACGAAUAAAAAAACCUAUUAUUGCUGCUGUCAAUGGUUUAGCAUUAGGUGGUGGUUGUGAACUAUCAAUGAUGUGCGACAUAAUCUAUGCUGGUGAUAAAGCAGAAUUUGCUCAACCAGAGCUCACUAUUGGUACUAUGCCUGGAGCGGGCGCCACUCAGCGUUUACCUCGUUCUAUAGGUAAAUCGAAAGCAAUGGAAAUAAUAUUGACAGGCAAUCGAAUUAGUGCACAAGAAGCUGAAAAAAUAGGUUUAGUUAGUGCUGUCUUUCCCGCUGAAAAACUUGUUGAAGAAGCUAUUAAAACAGCUGAAAAAAUAGCUAGUCAUUCGAAAAUUAUUACACAAUUAGUUAAAGAAGCGGUCAAUGCUGCCUUUGAAACAACGUUGACAGAAGGAAACCGAUUUGAAAAAUGUCUUUCGCAUGCAACGUUUGGUUUGGCCGAUCAAAAAGAAGGCAUGACUGCAUUUGUAGAAAAACGUAAACCUAAUUUUACCGAUCAAUAA